AUGCCAGCCUACACAACCUCCACCGCCAAACGUUCCCGCCGUUCCCGCGCCUCCGCGCAUAGCAGACACUCAAUCCGUCCAUCUUCCCACCCCCAAUCCGAAGAAGACGACUGUCCCUUCUGUCUAAUCUCCCGUUCCAACCCUCCACGAGCCCAAAUAACCCCCUACGCGGCCCCAUCGACAGCCUCACCAACCCACAACCGCGAAACAACCCACAUGAUCCUAUCAACACCGCAAGUAAUCGGGUUCUUGGAUAUAAUGCCAUUAUCACCAGGACACGUAUUAUUAACGCCUCGACACCAUGCCGAGAAGAUUAUGGAUUUGACGCCGGAGGAAGGAGCGAGUUUGGGAGCUUGGUUACCGAUUAUUACGAGGGCGGUUAGUAGGGCUAUGCAGGUUGAUGAUUUGAAUGUGGUGCAGAAUAAUGGUAUGGAUAGCGAAACUCCUGAAGAUUGUAGAGUGAAUGUUGGGUGGGGGAGGAAGGUUUUUGAUGAGGUUAAGGAGAAGGUGGAGGGGGUGUUUAUGGGUGAUGGCGCAAGAGCAAGUCAAGUCGUCAAGCACGUUCAUUACCAUAUCAUCCCACGACCGGAAUCGCAUACGGCUUCUAGAGCAUGGACUAUGUUCGGAAAAGGACAACGAUCCGAUUUGGACGACGAUGAGGCGGCGUUAAUCGCUGCUAGGAUCAGGCAGGAGAUCGCAUGGGAGAUGGAAAGGAUGGGGAACAGUACCGACGCGCCUGUGUUCAGGACGACGGUUUUGGCACCGAAGUUGUAG
Messenger RNA from Orbilia oligospora ATCC 24927, 774 nucleotides. RefSeq lists its product as uncharacterized. The coding region runs from base 1 to 774 and encodes 257 amino acids. The record is from RefSeq and is a predicted model, not a curated record. Gene Ontology annotation, molecular function: catalytic activity. Gene Ontology annotation, biological process: nucleotide metabolic process. Lineage: Eukaryota; Fungi; Ascomycota; Orbiliomycetes; Orbiliales; Orbiliaceae. The transcript has 2 exons.